CACACAGCAGCAGCAGCCCUUCUUUUUGGAGCAGCACCACAGGGGAGAUCGAUCAAUCAAUCAGCAAGCAAAGCGCGCACGGCACAGGUGGGUAGCUAGCAAUGGCGACGCCGCCGAACCCUCCUCCUCCGAGCACUCCCAUAGCUGCGGCGGCGCCCUUAUUGCCAGCAGAGUUCACCAGAUUCACCUUCCGGGCCUUGUACGUCCGCCGGACCGGCCCAAGCAGCAGGGAGAUGAUUCAGCCGGGGAGACCUUACGAUGAGCUGGGCAGAAGACUCACCAGUGACUACCCGGUGUACGAUGGCCGUGGCUCCGACGCCGCCCUUGUCGCUCGCAUGCAGGGGAUCACCGUCCUCGUCGGUAACGCGCACCAGCUGUUCACCAUCGUGUUCGAGACCGGGAGGUUCAAGGGCUCCACGCUCCUCACCAACGGGAUGGUGACGGAAGGGUCCGACGAGUGGGCGGUCUACGGCGGGACUGGAGCGUUUGCGAUGGCCACCGGCGUCAUCAGAAGGAAGAACCUUCUUGCCGGCGGCGGUGACAGUGGCGGGAACUCCGACGAGCUUAGCGUGGAAGUGUUCUGCCCGGUGUUCGGAUCACCGCAGCAGCCGCCAAAGGACGACGACGAUGGCUCCGCCGUCACCAAGAUUGGACUAUGGGGUGGGCCGGGAGGAUCGGCACAGGACAUCACGACGACAGAGGCACCAAGGCGUCUGAACAGCGUCACCAUUCGCGCCGGUAUUGCCGUCGACUCGAUUGAGUUCACUUACACUGGCAAGGACAGGCAGAGGCGCACAGCUGGGCGAUGGGGUGGACUUGGCGGCAAUGUUCGAACGAUCGAUCUUGGCGACAACGAACACAUCAGGGAGGUGUCAGGAACGUACGGCACAUUUGAAGGUGCUACUACCCUAACCUCGCUCAGGUUCAUCACCAGCACCAGAGCCUGGGGCCCAUGGGGCACCGAGAACGGGACACGCUUCUGCAUCACCGCGCCCAUCGGCAGCAGCGUCGUGGGAUUCUACGGACGCGCGGGAACCAGGCUCGUCGACGCUAUCGGUGUCUACCUGCGUCAACUUUGAUUUCAACGGCAUGAUGCUUGAUUUCAAAUAGAUAUAUUAAUUAGUUCCUCGUCACAGUCGAUCCUGUGUCAAAUAAUAAAGAAGCUCUUGUAUGCAUGUGUAUAUGUUAGUCCUUCGUUCUGUAUGUGUCAAAUAAAGGUUGAUCAAAAAGACCU
Molecule: messenger RNA, 1234 nt
Organism: Zea mays
Lineage: Eukaryota; Viridiplantae; Streptophyta; Magnoliopsida; Poales; Poaceae
Exons: 4
Coding region: 102-1079 (325 amino acids)
Molecular function (GO): carbohydrate binding
Source: RefSeq, marked validated